AUGGAUAGAAGACAAAAGUUUGUGGAAGCACAAAAUAUAACGUUUUUUUCAAUUCUGGAAGAGGCAUUACCAAAGGAACUUUGGUGCUAUUUAAAAUCAGACACCAUUCCUAAAUCUAAACAUUCGAAUAUGGUUUGUGAAAAUAACUGUUCAACACUGGCUAUUUCUUCUCCCACAUCCACUGUGCCAAAUUUAACUUCAUCUGGAAAUAUAUCUGAAUUAAAUAGGGUUAACCCGAUUCAUUCCAGAGAUAAAGAAAUUCAUCCUGCCUCAAGUGUUAAUAAGAAGAAUAUAUCUCUGAAUCAUCCCCGUACAACACGCCUCGUCUAUUCAUCUACUCGUGGUGAUAAUUGUACAGAUCUUUCUUUAUGUUCAAAUGAUAGUAGUGUUUCACAAGAAUGUACAUUUCGGUUAGGAAAUGAUGAACCAGUGAAUAACCAUACUUCUGUACCAUCAUCACUUUCAGAGCAGCCUGAAUCGUAUGUGGCCGUCUCUCUCGCUCAAACGAUCAUUGUAAAGGUUCCAUCUGUCCCUAACUCUGUUGUUCCGGAUACUGUUUCUGCUGACAAUCAUAUAGAGAGGGACACUGAUAUGAAGGAGGAUAAAUUAGUUCACAAGAAAUCCACGUCACUACUUGCUUCAGUUACAUCUGGUUUAUCAACUUCAACUUGUUCUAAUUCAACUAGUAAUAAUAGUAGAGCCAAAUUGAACUGUACACCAUCAAAUUCAAAAUCUUGUGAAACAAAACAAUCACCUCCAUCAAUCAAUAUUGCUUCAAAUAAAACAACUCUUUCUAAUAAUUCGAAUGUAAGUUCAGCUUCUUCUGGGGCUGCUGCUAGUAGUAGAUCCAAUACAUGCGGUUCAACCUCAUUAUCAACUGGUUGUAAAUCAGGCGGUAAAAAUGCUAACAAGGAUGAGUAUACUUUAAAACUAGAAGCUGAGGCUAGAAAUUUAAAAUCGGAAAUCCAGUCUUUACGUAGUUCAGAAAUUCAGUUACGUGGUCAAGUUCAGCAGUUACUUGCUGCUGAACGAACAUAUCGCUCUGAAAGUUCUCAAGCUCAGCAAGAAUCUGAAAGUUUGCAAGCCAAGCUCAAUCAAUUGACUCAACGCCUUCAGGCGGAUCGUGCCAGUCUACAGGCAGCUGAGAAACGUCUCACUGAAGAGCGUAAAUAUCGUUUGCUUCUCGAACAGCAGUUCAAACAGCAAUCUGGUAAACAAAUAGAAGCAAGCUCCUCAGAAUCAACAUCUAACGAACCAGUUAUUUCUAAAACCACAGAUUCCAAAUCUUCAAUGACUGAAUCUCGAAGUACUUCAUUAAAUUCCUGUGAUCCCAUAUGCGUUGAAGCAUGCAAAAACAAUGAAUUAUGCGCAAAACGAAGGCAGGAACUAGAAUUAGAAUUGCAAAAUCUUACAAAAGCUUUAACUAUUAAAAAUAACCAACUUACAGCACUGAACUCUGAACGUUUUUCACAUGGUGGACUAAGUGAAUCCAAUGAUAAGACAUGGAAGAAGCAAACUAAAACUGAACGAACAAAACAAUCUAAUUCUGUGGAACAAAACUACAAUAUGAGCAAACGGCGGCAAAAGCAUGAAAUAACUGAGACUGAAUUAAGUGAUCUUGCCUCUCGUGUAAACUCUUUGCAAGAAGAAAAUCAACGUCUGACAGACACCUUAAAAGAGGAAGACAAAAUGAAACAGGAGCUUAUGACGGCUUACCAUUCUUCCCUAAAAGAGAUAACAGAAUUAAAUGCUACACUUACAAAGAAGGAGUACCAAAUCGUCGAACUUAACAAGCGCUUGAAUUGCCUUACUCCAAAUCUCUGUGAGUAUGUAAGCAGAAUGAAUGCUUCAACAUCGAAUUGUGCUAAAGUUUCAAACAUUUCAAUCCCUUUGGAUGGCAUUCCUAACGAAGAAUGUGUAAUUAACUCAUAUUCUGUCACAGAUACUUCACAGAUGUACACAAACUUUAACAAAACACAAAUAGAUGAGCACAACCAUAUAGACAGAAUUGUUUCUAAAACUGGGUCGACAAACAGAAUGAAUUCUUAUAAUCAGUCCUACUCCUUGACUCCAUAUGAAACAUCUGCGCCAUUGAAUAAUCUAACAAAUCAAAAGUCAAGCAUUUAUUUUGUUGAUCCUUGUGCCAAAUCAAAGCCUUUCUUCACAUCCCCCUUUCCUGUUACUGAUAGAAAAUUUCAUGGAAUUUCUGAAAUAAAUAAUUCCACUAAUCUUAAUAAUUUGGACUAUUUCGGUCAUCUUACUUCGUCGGAAGAGGUUAUUCCAUCGUCGUCGUCACUAACCAAUACUGGACUAGGUUAUCAAACAAGUCUAAAUGACCAUUGUCACAUAAAUAAUAGAAUGCAUUUUCGUCCGGAUAAACUACCUAAUUCAAACGCCUUUCAUCUCAGUCAUUUCGAAACCCUUGGUAUGAAAUGUAUGAAUGGAGGAUACACGUCAUAUGAUAAUGCUGUUUUAAAUAGAGUUUUACCAACCAGAUCUAUGCCGUUGUGUAGUACCAGACCAAUGACUGUCGGGAAUUCAGCCCAAGCUUCGUCACCCCCUCCUUUGUUUGUUCCACCUCCCGGCCUCUUACAGGGUGAUAUUGCUUCUAGUGUUUUGCAUUAUUCACACUCUAUUAAUGGAACAUUAUCAUUGCCAUCUUUAGAAGUGGUUGCGAAUUCGUCAGUUUGUGUCACUGAGUCCAUGUCAACAACCCCAACUGCAGUUAGUUCAUAUAGUCCUCGGAUUGUAGCUGACUCAUAUUCCACAGAUCCAGUGCAUACAGUUGGUCACCAGGAAGAACUAUCAUCUCAGUCGUACAGUAGUUUGAAUUUUAAUAGUUCAGUAUGUGAUAGCUUUACUAAUCUCAACCCACAUUCAAUAUUCAUGACAUCUAAUGAACCUAGUUGUUUUCAAUUCGGGAUGAGAAGUUCCACUGAUGAUAAGCCCAACUCUUUUGAUUUCACUACAUUUGGUCCCGUUGGGUCAUCAUCACCAGCCGGUACUUUCAUCCACUCAAAUUUAAAUAGUUCUAACUGCAAUAGUUCUAUCUUGUCAAAUUUAACUUCAACAGGUUUACAGAGUAGACAAGUGUGUUUAGAUUCACAAAAUACUGAUACCUUAAGGUUUCCUAUGAUGUCUCCAUCAGUUUCGCAUUCAGAUGCCAUCUCAAAUUCAUCUACGAUGUAG
Schistosoma guineensis is the source of this 3189-nucleotide messenger RNA. The record is from the annotation of a GenBank genome assembly. Lineage: Eukaryota; Metazoa; Platyhelminthes; Trematoda; Strigeidida; Schistosomatidae.